UGCUUUAUUUGGGUAACUGUUAGCGCGUUAGCCGAACAUGCGCCCUUUACGCAAAUGUGCACCUGCAGCUCGGCCUGUGAUUGGCUGAACGCGCGGUCAGAUUCGGGCUGCGCACUUAUCAGAUUGUAAAUCAGGGAGGAGAAAGAGCAAAGACACUGCCACAAGUGGAGAUGCACCGCGCACUGCUUUGACUUUGGCACACUUGGGAAUUUUGGAUGCACUUGGAUUUUAUUUCAGUUUGUCGUUUUUAUGUUAUUUAUUUGGAUUUUAAAAGUAUACGCGCUUUUGGUAACCCGUGUCUGUCCUGCUUAAGUGUCCUCAUCAUGCCUCGCUCGUUCCUGGUGAAAAACAAGCGCUGUGCGUCCUAUAACGUGCACCGAGCGUACAGCCACGAGCCCAAGGCCUCCACCUGCGCAGAUGUGGUUCCAAAGCUGGAGAGCCCGGAGCAGUUAUCCAGGCCUCAGACGCCCUCAGAAGAGAGACUGUCAGAGCAGAACCACAGCUCUGCAGAGGAGGACCAGCCGACGCUCCAGUGUCCUGUGCCAGUGCACCCUGACCCCUCCAGAGGCCAGGCCGCUACCACGUACUACCUAGAUCCAUCAGUAGAGAAGUAUCCUCCGUACUACAAGCCGUCGUACUGGGAGACGGUGUGCGGACCUUACGAUAUCCGACACUACACCUUUAGCCCUACGGUGAUCCAGCACACGGGCCCCCUGUACGGCUCCCACUCCCCCCGCUCCCCCCACCAGAGGAGCAGCAGCCCGCCUCCUCCCCAGCCCCUGGACUGUUCCACGCACUACUCGCCCUCCUCCAACACCUACCACUGCAUCACCUGUAACAAGGUGUUCUCCACUCCUCAUGGUCUGGAGGUACAUGUGCGGCGAUCUCACAGCGGCACACGGCCUUUUGGAUGUAGCAUCUGCAGGAAGACGUUCGGUCACGCCGUCAGCCUGGAGCAGCACAUGAACGUACACUCACAGGAGAAGAGCUUUGAGUGUAAGAUGUGCGGUAAAACGUUCAAGCGCUCGUCCACCCUGUCCACACACCUGCUGAUCCACUCGGACACGCGGCCCUACCCCUGCCAGUUCUGCGGGAAGAGGUUCCACCAGAAGUCUGAUAUGAAGAAGCACACGUACAUACACACAGGUGAGAAGCCGCACAAGUGCCAGGUCUGUGGAAAGGCGUUCAGUCAGAGCUCCAACCUGAUCACCCACAGUCGCAAACACACAGGCUUCAAACCGUUCGGCUGUGACAUCUGCAACAAGGGAUUCCAACGCAAAGUGGACCUGCGACGCCACCACGAAAGCCAGCACGCCAAGUGAGGAGCUCCAAAAAGACUGCAUUAUCUUUAAGGGGCAUAGCGGUGUAAUCUCUCAUUCAAACAGGAGUGGUCCAAGUUUUUCAAAAAGUGGCCACUAAUUUUUGAGACAUUUCCCCUCUCACCCGGGACAGUAAGCUUUGUCAGUUCUCAUUUUCAAAACAAAGCCUGAAAUUUGUACUUUCCAAAAAUGUAACUUUCAGGUGUAGGAUCUGCCUGUGCUUACCUCCAUGGAGAUGAUAUUAUUGCUUUGCCUGGAAUCUUCCACAGUAUGGCAUUAAUCUUGUCUAUACAUCCAUUAGCAAUUGGGUGACAGCUUCAGGGCAACUUACGAGUCAGAUUUUUCAAUUUUAUUUUAUUUUUUCAGCAAUAAAAACGUAUUAUAAUUGAAGAGAUGCAAGAUAGAUACAUUUCUUCACAUACUGUGGAAUAUUCAAGGCAAAUUUAAGGCAAUAAUAACUUUAUGGAAACAAGCAGAUGGAAGACCCACCAGAAAAGUUAAAUAUACAAAUAAACUUGCCUUAAAUAGUGCACCUUUACAGAGGACAUGACACAUUAAGUCUUAUUGUUGCUGGACUUUUAUGAAGAACGCUUGGAUAAGAUGUCACUAACUCUCCGUUGACUAUAAUAGUGAAGAAUACAUUGAAAGGAAAAAGACGCCGUUUGUCUUUGUUCAAAAAUGUCAUAAUAAUAAUGAAAUGAUCGGUCCAGGGGAUUUGAAAACUGUGACCGUCACGUUUUUAAUAAGGAAACAACGUUAUAACAUGGUAGAAAGCAAAAAAGUCAAAUUUGCAUAACACCUCCUCUUUAAAGUUUUGCAUGGCAUGUCUGCUUUAAUGGAAAAAUAACCUCUGUUACAAUAAUCUUUUGUUUACAUGACACCUAAAAUGGACCAACUGACUAUUUUCUAAUACUUCUCAAAAAACUAGAAAAAAAACUAGAAUGUUCCGGUGAAUAAUAUUUGUCAAUUUGCAUCAAUUUGACAUUUCUGUUACUUUAUUUCUGAAAGCACUAAAGCUGAAAUAUUACUUUGUACAAUUUUUACUCAAAGAUUUUUGCUAAUUCCCUUAAAAACUGAGUGUAUUUAAUAUAUUUGCAGUUCUUAAUGCAAUGUAAAACUAUUUUAAAUAAGGAUUUUUAAUUACUCUUUGUCUAUUUAAAAUGUAUUUAUAUUUCAUUGUUACUACAGAAUGUAUGUGUGUCGGGUUGGGUCAGAACUAUUAUAUACGAUGCUUUUUUUUUUACCAAAGAUUUGAAUGCCACAUGUAGCCUUAUUCUUCUAACGUAAAACAUAUAUGUGAAGAAUGUUGUCUUAUUUAUUUAAAAUAUUUCUUUUCCAUAUUAAUGCUUCUACAAAAAAUACAAAAUAAAAGUAUGUUGUAAAAUC
Periophthalmus magnuspinnatus is the source of this 2705-nucleotide messenger RNA. RefSeq names its product growth factor independent 1B transcription repressor (gene gfi1b). The transcript has 7 exons. The coding region runs from base 216 to 1322 and encodes 368 amino acids. Gene Ontology annotation, molecular function: DNA-binding transcription factor activity; RNA polymerase II cis-regulatory region sequence-specific DNA binding. Lineage: Eukaryota; Metazoa; Chordata; Actinopteri; Gobiiformes; Gobiidae. The record is from RefSeq and is a predicted model, not a curated record. Gene Ontology annotation, biological process: regulation of transcription by RNA polymerase II.